Trichoderma harzianum CBS 226.95 is the source of this 741-nucleotide messenger RNA. RefSeq lists its product as hypothetical. The transcript has a single exon. Bases 1 to 741 code for a protein of 246 amino acids. NCBI's taxonomy places the organism in Eukaryota, Fungi, Ascomycota, Sordariomycetes, Hypocreales, Hypocreaceae. The record is from RefSeq and is a predicted model, not a curated record.
AUGUCCACCUUCCAUCUCUUCCCUCAUCUCCCUAUUGAACUUCGCAUUCGUAUCUGGAACUCAACAGCUUUCCCCCAUAUGGUACAUGUGAAGCGACGGUGGGUAAGUAGAUACGGCGAGUUUGGGCUCCAAUAUACGGCUACAUCAACGCCGUGCCCUCCAGUGGUGCAGGUCUGCCAGGAGUCUCGACGACACGAGCCAUAUCAGCGAGCCUUUACAACUGGUGCUGAGCCGCGGUAUAUCUGGGUCAACUUUGAGACUGACAUGAUAUGCAAUGACGACAGCCACAACGCACUGAAGCUCGCACCACAUGAACAAGAUGUACAAAGACUCAGGUUCUCAAUUGAUGACGAGCUAGCUUACAAGUACCUCUCCAUUUGCGGCGACCAAGAAUUUAAAAAUUUCGCCAAUAUCAAAGAGAUAUACAUAGCAGUAGACAGAGAAAUCGCGGGUUUUAGUGUGGAUCUUCUGGCAGAUACUGUGAACCGAUGCUUCAAUGAACAGGACGAUAAGGUUAAACUCAUCGACGUCGGGUCAGGGUAUAUGAUGAAUGCCAAUCAGGUCCGCAUAUUAAGUGAUUGGAGGAAUUAUUACUCUUUUGAUACUUAUGGAAAGGCAAAUGUAAACACCUUUGAAGAGGACAUGCGGCGGAUACAAGAUCUCGGCUCCAUUCUCACAUUGUCGGAGAUGCAUGCCCUUGAUGAUGAAAUGCCAAGUCUGAAGAGAACCAACAGCAUCUAG